AUGCCGUCUAAUAACAGUAGUUUUUUGGAUAUUGACGAUGAUCUCGAGGGUGUAGAUGAUUUUGGGAACGAGCCCAACCCAUUUGAUGAUGCUACUGUCCCUGACAGUCCAAGCAUGAAUAACUCGACUGCAAUAAAAGGUAGCGAGUUUUACAACACAAUGGGCAGUAAGGGCGAAUCCGCACCAUUGCAAGGUCAAAUGGACCCACCAACCUACGACCAAGUGCUUGGUGAGAACGGUAAUGACGGCAAUGGCCGUAAUGGAUUGAGGCCAGGAUUGAUAAACUACUAUUCUAGGUACUUCCAACUCGAUUUGGCACAGUUCAAGAAAAGAUUAUCCGCGGUGCUGACGUUUAGAAACGAUCAGGACUCUGAAGGUGCCGAAGAUAAUACCGAUUUGUACGGUGCCGUAUGGAUCACUGCCACGGUGGUAAUGAUCAAUUUCACCAUGAGCAAGGGGUUGAAAUUUAUUAUUAGCGACAUAGUUGAGGGCAUCAGAACCGGUGAGGACAUCGACAGGGCCACUCAGUUUAAGAAGCUGCUUCAUUCCAUUUGGCUAUUUUACGGAUAUACGUUCGGCGUGCCAUUCAUUACUCUGCAGGUAUUGAAUAGAGAUGAGCACUCAGAGCGCAAUAGAAGUUUCAAGAGCGUUCCCGAAUUGAUUUCCGUUUAUGGGUAUUCUAAUUUGAUCUGGAUACCUGUUUGUGUUAUUUUGAAUAUAUUGGAUAUGUCCAAGCGUCUAAGGACUGUUCAAGCCGUUCAAUGGGCAAUCGUAGCCCUCGGAUGGGCACAGUCGUCUUAUUUCUUAAAUUCUCAAAUAUCAAAUAAUAAUAACGAGACACAAUCGAACGGGAAGUUUUCGUUGUCCAUUAUCGUUGUCAUUGCCCUGCAUACUUUAUUCUGUAUAUUAUUCAGGUUUAUAAUAUUCUGA
Messenger RNA from Saccharomyces paradoxus, 930 nucleotides. RefSeq names its product Yip5p (gene YIP5). The record is from RefSeq and is a predicted model, not a curated record. Gene Ontology annotation, molecular function: small GTPase binding. Lineage: Eukaryota; Fungi; Ascomycota; Saccharomycetes; Saccharomycetales; Saccharomycetaceae. The coding region runs from base 1 to 930 and encodes 309 amino acids. Gene Ontology annotation, cellular component: Golgi apparatus; membrane. The transcript has a single exon. Gene Ontology annotation, biological process: vesicle-mediated transport.